GAUGGUGUUUUUUAUGUCGUAUCCGCCGACUCGACGGCAGUUAAUGGUGUCGGUGAGCUUUUUUGCGGCGGGGGUUUCUCUCUUCGUUGCCGGAGCAUAUCUCUCACUCGCCAACAUCGCACCGCAACAAGCUCGCGUCAAGGAUCGGAAUAAAUUUGUCAAGGAUCGAAUCAGGAAAUGGCUCGACGAUUAGAGCUCAAAAAUCGGUUUUUAUUUUGAUUAUUAGUGUUUUUUUGGAGUCGUUGAGGAUAUAGGUUUACCAGAAUCUCAAAUGAUCAGAUCGGAAAGACAAGUUCGUGUAAACUCAUGUUCUUACAUGUCUGGAUCAUUACCAGUUCAAAUUCAUGUUUUUAUGUCACUUACAUAUGAGAAUCAUCACUCUUGACAAAACGAGCGAACAGAGAAAGUGUAGAUGUGAAAUGUCUUUAGAUUCUGUUAUCUCUGGCGCUGAAAUGUGAAUAAAAAUGUCCGAAUCAUGUUACCA
This is a messenger RNA of Capsella rubella, 484 nucleotides long. RefSeq lists its product as uncharacterized. The record is from RefSeq and is a predicted model, not a curated record. The coding region runs from base 2 to 193 and encodes 63 amino acids. NCBI's taxonomy places the organism in Eukaryota, Viridiplantae, Streptophyta, Magnoliopsida, Brassicales, Brassicaceae. The transcript has a single exon.